AUGGCCUCGGUGACUCCGGCAGGCGGCGAUGGCCUGGGCGAUGCGAGCGGAGGCGACCUCCCCCGCUUCGAUGGCAGUGGCGGCUACUCCAGCUCGGAGUACAGUAGCGCGGAGGAAGAUUUUGCGGAGCCGGCGUUGUCGAUGGAGCAGAGGCUGCGGAUGGCGCGAAUUUGGGUGGACAACCCUAGCACCGCCCAUCACUGGACUCAUGGCUUCGGUGGUGUUCUUUUGUAUGAUGACAUUUUGGAUGUUAGGUUCUUUUUUGAUGCUUCAGAAAUGUUAGAGCUGAAGCUCUGCAGUUCAGAUGUAACAUACCUGAAUAUGAUUGCAGUGAUGGAAACCCAAGGAUUUAGUGAAUAUGAUCUGCUGUUUCACAUUGAGAAUCCAGAUUUAGGGGAGAAAGGAUUGGAGAUGGUAGAGAGUAAUGCUGAGUUGCAACUAGUAAAGAGGCAGGUUGAGGAGUGUAAGGUUUUAAAUUUGCUAGUGAGGGCAUGUCCACCUCCUUGCAGCAAGUUUGAGAGGCAAGAAUUAUCCACUGUUGUGUAUGAAGAGCCUGUGUUAUAUGAUCUCAGUGAGCCACCCAUCUAUGCUGUUGAUGAAGAAGGAGUUGCCUUUGAAAAAGAAGAAGAGGGAUAUGAUGGCAGUGGUGGUUCUGAUUGUGAAGGUGAAGAUGACAGUGAUGUAAACCCUUUUUAUAUGGGUGAUGCUGAUGACAUAGAGAUGGAUGAGGGAAAGAAACAGAGAGAGUAUGAUGAAGUAGAAGAGGAAGAAACAGAUGAUGAAGAAUCUGAGGAGGAAGAAAUGGUGCAUUACUCUGGUGACACAGAGGUUGAGGAACCUUUUGAAAUGGAUGAAGAUGACAAGGUUGUUUCACAGGAUGAAGAAACUGUAGUUGUACAUGAAGAGAAGAAGAAGAAGAAGAAACAGAAGCUUCCAGUUAGGAAAGGGCCUACAACAAGGACACAUUCAAGUGUAGUUCAAGAGGAGGAACCUGAUUUCCAACCUUCAUCUGAUGAAGAAGAGAAAGGAUUGUUGAAGGAGGCUGAUGAUGAUGGUUAUGAGCCAUUGUCAUUUGUGCUGCCAAAGAAAAGGAAGAGCAGGGCAAAGCAGAGGCCUCCUAGAAAAUGGUACAAUGAGAAAAUGGAGGCACCACAUGAGCAAUUAUGUCUACAGAUGUGUUUCAAGGAUCAACAUCAAUUCAGAGAGGCUUUGUUGAACUUACACAUCACUCAAGGCAGUAACUUCAAAUAUCAUAGGAACUCAGAUCAAAGAAUAAUUGUAGAAUGCAACCAAAAACAUUGCAACUUCUUUAUGGUGGCAGCAGUUAUAAAAGGUGAAACUACUUUUGUAAUUAAGAAGAUGAGAAUUAAGCACACUUGCCCUAUUAGUACAGAGACAACAAGGGUAAGUGCCAAGUGGCUUGCACAGAAGUAUGAGUCAUUGUUCAGAUCUGAUCUAACAACUGGCAUUCAGACUUUGAUUGAUGCCUGCAUGGAGAAGUAUGGUGUGGAUGUGCCCAAGUCAAUGGCAUAUAGGGCAAAGAACCUAGCUAUUGAUGCUGUGCUAGGAGACCACAAGAAGCAACACCCUAGGUUGAAAGACUAUGCUCAGACAGUGAUGGAUACAAACCCUGGGAGUAGAGUAGUAGUCACUACUGUAACUCCAACACCCACUGAAAAAAUCCCCCAUCCAGGUCCAAGAUUCCAUGCUAUGUUCUAUUGCAUCAAUGGAGCAAGGGAGGGGUUUCUCAAGGGGUGCAGACCAUUCAUUGGUGUUGAUGGGUGCUUCAUUAAGAUAACUACUGGUGCUCAACUACUUGCUGCCACUGGUAGAGAUGGCAACAACAAUAUAUACCCACUAGCAUUUGGUAUUGUUGGGCAAGAGGACACACCUAACUGGUGUUGGUUUCUACACCAACUUAAAAUCUGCCUAGGAGGAGAAGUGGGAAGGUUUGGUCCAUAUACAAUAAUGUCAGAUAGACAAAAGUUUAAUUGUGUGUCCCAGGGCCUACUAAAUGCAGUGAAUGCUGUCUUUCCUAAGUGCAACCAAAGGUUCUGCCUUAGGCAUAUCUAUGCAAACUUCCAAAAUGCUGGGUUUAGGGGGGAAGAUCUGAAAAAGUGUAUGGAUAAUGCUGCCUAUGCAUAUAGUGAACACAAAUUUAACAUUGCACUGAAUGACCUUAGAGCUGAGUGUGAGCAAGCUUGGGAGUGGCUUUGUCAAAUACCCAAGAAAACAUGGGCAAGGCAUGCAUUUGACACAAACUGCAAGACUGACCUUGUAGUUAACAAUUUAUCUGAGGUGUUCAACAAGUAUGUCCUAGAUGUUAGGAAGAAACCAAUUAGGACAAUGUGUGAUGGAAUAAAGGAUAAGCAGAUGGUGAGGUGGCAUAGGAAUAGGGAGAGUGGAAAGAAAGCUAUAUGGGACAUAACACCCCAUUAUAGUGAGAAGCUAGAGGUUGAGAAGGAGAGGGCCAAAUAUUGCAAACCAAUUCAAGCUAGUGUGGACUUGUGGCAAGUUACAAGUGGGCAGCAAACCCAUGCUGUUAACUUGCAAAUGCACACAUGUGGGUGCAGAAAAUGGGACCUAAGUGGCAUCCCAUGUAACCAUGCCAUCUCAGCAAUUAACAAGGCCAAAAGAAAACCAGAGGAUUAUGUCAGCAAGUUCUUCAAGAAAGAAAUUUAUCUGGCAGCUUAUGAACCAAUGAUCUAUCCAGUUCCUGAGAGGAAGAAAGAAAGAGAAGAGGAUCAAGGGGAGAUUUGA
Molecule: messenger RNA, 2760 nt
Organism: Aegilops tauschii subsp. strangulata
Lineage: Eukaryota; Viridiplantae; Streptophyta; Magnoliopsida; Poales; Poaceae
Source: RefSeq, a predicted model, not a curated record